Molecule: messenger RNA, 18111 nt
Organism: Pelobates cultripes (western spadefoot toad)
Lineage: Eukaryota; Metazoa; Chordata; Amphibia; Anura; Pelobatidae
Source: the annotation of a GenBank genome assembly
AUGGCGAAAAUGGAGGCCAGUGGAUCAGAUGAUGUUGAAAAACUGAAAUCCAAAUUCUUAUCAGCUUGGAAUAAUAUGAAAUACAGUAAGUGGAUCAACAUUUUUAAACCAUUCUUAAAACAAAUGGUCUCUUCAUAUCUAGAAGGCAAUAAAAAAUAUUUGAAAUGGUCACUUUAAGGAACAUCACUGCCAUUAAAAUAUUAUUGGUAAGCUGAUGGUGCUUUGACCAAUAAAAUUCACUGCAGCUCUAAGACGGCCCCUCAGAGCUGUCAAUCAUGCAUCCAGAAUUCCCAGCUACAGCUCCUAUAUCACUUUUUUUUUUUUUUUUUAAUGGUGUUGAUAUAUACAAUAGCUAUCCUACCAUCCACUAAUACUUUAUAGACGUCUGAUAAUGUAAAAGGCCUAUAAGCCGGUAUUAAAUUCUAAAACAUUUCAAAGCAGUUUUAUUUUCAAAAUAUAUUGAUCACUCCAGAAAGUAAAUAAUUUCCUUUAUUAAAAUAGUCACCAUAUGUAUGCUUAUGCUGUCUUGAAUUAAGGCACUUCAUCAGUAAACUGCUUGAUUGAUACUUAAAACUGAUUAUCUGUUGUGUUAGUAUAUUCAAUGUAAUUGUUUAAUCAUUGAUUUAAAUGAAAAUAAAAUGCUGCAUGUUUUUCACAUUGCGGUUUUUUUUGUGUUGCAUUGCUGACAUCUCAUUUCUAUUCAUUCCUUUUGACCACAAGUAAUGAAGGGGACAACUACACAGUGUGUUGUGCGUUUGUUUUUUGUUUUUCUUUUGUGUGUGUUUUAAACUUUAUUUCAUUGUUUAUGUGAAGUUCUUGUCUACUAAAAUCUUGCAUGUGCAGUGAGUGCGUAAUCAGUCAAGUGUGGUCGCUAUUCUGAGAUGGACAUGUUUCCAGUGUAGUUGGUAUUCUGAGAUGGACAUGUUUCCAGUGUAGUUGGUAUUCUGAGAUGGACGUGUUUCCAGUGUAGUUGGUAUUCUGAGAUGGACGUGUUUCCAGUGUAGUUGGUAUUCUGAGAUAGACGUGUUUCCAGUGUAGUUGGUAUUCUGAGAUGGACAUGUUUCCAGUGUAGUUGGUAUUCUGAGAUGGACGUUUUUCCAGUGUAGUUGGUAUUCUGAGAUGGACGUGUUUCCAGUGUAGUUGGUAUUCUGAGAUGGACGUGUUUCCAGUGUAGUUGGUAUUCUGAGAUGGACGUGUUUCCGGUGUCUGUAUUCUGAGAUGGACGGGUUUCCGGUGGAGUCUGUAUUCGGAGAUGGACGGGUUUCCGGUGGAGUCUGUAUUCUGAGAUGGACGGGUUUCCGGUGGAGUCUGUAUUCUGAGAUGGACGGGUUUCCGGUGGAGUCUGUAUUCUGAGAUGGACGUGUUUCCGGUGGAGUCUGUAUUCUGAGAUGGACGGGUUUCCGGUGGAGUCUGUAUUCUGAGAUGGACGUGUUUCCGGUGGAGUCUGUAUUCGGAGAUGGACGGGUUUCCGGUGGAGUCUGUAUUCGGAGAUGGACGGGUUUCCGGUGGAGUCUGUAGCUUUAUCUAGGAAGGCUAUGUGAGCAACAAAGACUCUGUAUACUGGAAAACACCAACAGAUAAGAGGAUGGAAGUUUACACGCUUCGAUUGUUUGGUUAUAGGGUUAUAUAACAACAACAAAAACUGUAUUUUCAUAAACUGUUUUUGGUUAGAGUAACACUUUAAUUAUAGAUCUCUUUUAGGAACAGAAACUUGCUGAAGUGCUCUGUGGAAGUGUUUUAUUUAUUUAUUUUUAUACUAAAAGUGGACGCUUUCCUUCCUUCUAGUUCAGCUCCAUAGAGCUAUACUCUGGCACGCGCCCAGGGCACUGUCUAUUAAAGACCUUUCCAUUAAGUGUAGUGCAGCUCAUUGAGAAGUUUGUGAUUGGACAGCAUUUCAUGGAGUGUAAUAUGCGCUUCUGGUUGGUACGUAUCCUCAAUGAAAAGCAUUUGAUUGGCAUUCCAUGGCACAGACAUGAAAGUCUUCCUGGAAAUGAAGGGGAGGGCUGUAAACUAGAUCUGAAUCUAUUGCAAGUUAUUUCCUAUACCCGUAAAAAACAUGCAAACAUAAUUACCUGUUUGUUUCUUUUGGGGUGUAUCUACAGACUAUAUAUUUUUGCAAUCUGUUUAUACACAGCCCAAUUCAGUUUUGUAAUUUGGGCUGUUUGCAGUGAUCAGCCUCUGCUGUACUUUCUGUCUGCCUGGUUGACGGGGCUGUUAUAUAGUGUCAGUAUUUUUAAUAAUCCCUGCCUUAAUAAGCCAUUCUCAUUUGAGAAUUGUUGCUGGCUACUACAUUAGUUUUGCAAAAGUGUACCAAAAAAAUGUACAAAACAUUCUUUUGUUAAUUAUGGAAAAGUGAUUUUUGACAGAUGGGGGAUUCACCAUCACUUAGUUCUACACAACAGCGCUUAGUGCAGAGGAGCUAUACAAAGUGAUUUGGCAGUUAGUGCAGAGGAGCUAUACAAAGUGAUUUAGCGGUUAGUGCAGAGGAGCUAUACAAAGUGAUUUAGCGGCUAGUGCAGAGGAGCUAUACAAAGUGAUUUAGCGGCUAUUGCAGAGGAGCUAUACAAAGUGAUUUAGCGGCUAGUGCAGAGGAGCUAUACAAAGUGAUUUAGCGGCUAUUGCAGAGGAGCUAUACAAAGUGAUUUAGCGGCUAUUGCAGAGGAGCUAUACAAAGUGAUUUGGCGGUUAGUGCAGAGGAGCUAUACAAAGUGAUUUGGCGCUUAGUGCAGAGGAGCUAUACAAAGUGAUUUGGCGGUUAGUGCAGAGGAGCUAUACAAAGUGAUUUAGUAGUUAGUGCAGAGGAGCUAUACAAAGUGAUUUGGCAGUUAGUGCAGAGGAGCUAUACAAAGUGAUUUAGCGGUUGGUGCAGAGGAGCUAUACAAAGUGAUUUAGCAGUUAGUGCAGAGGAGCUAUACAAAGUGAUUUAGCAGUUAGUGCAGAGGAGCUAUACAAAGUGAUUUAGCGCUUAGUGCAGAGGAGCUAUACAAAGUGAUUUUUAUUUAAUUACUUUCACUUUUGACGUCUGUAGGUUCUGCUUUACCCUACAUUUUUCAGUUUUGCUCUAUGGAAAUCACAAGCAAACAAACAUUUUGACAUUCAUUUAAUGCAAAUGUAGUCUAUAGAUUGCCUUGCAAAUAAAAUUCCCAUAAUCCUUAGCUGGUGCCUUACUUGUAGGUGAUCCCCGUGUCUGUAUUAUGUUCUGAUGUUACAAACAAUGCCGGCCAUUCAAAGUCUAUAUUUCAAAAUCUUAAAGUGUUUUGUUUUUUCCAUUUUGUUUCACUCAACUUAUUGUCUUUUUUUUUUAAAGGCUGGGUUCUUAAAACAAAAACCUAUUUUAGACGGAAUUCUCCUGUCUUUCUUCUCGGCAAAUGCUACCACUUCAAGGGUGAAGGUAAUGAAUUGGCCUAGUGAUUGUUUAAUCCUGUCAGAGUAAUAUCUCGGUGUCACUUCUAUAUUUUUAAAUUAAAAGUAGACGUUAAAUAAUAGUGUAAUAGAUAAAAAAAAAUUUUUUUGGUAUUUUUCUGAUAUCACCCGUCUCCCUUCUUUUCAUUACAGAAUCCAGCGAAUCUUCACCUGAAGGCUCAGACUCUGGCUCCAUAAACAGUGAUGACAACUGGGGGAAUGUAGAAGAGUUUAGGAAAGACUUUAUUUCCAGGAUAUGGCUGACGUACCGCCAAGAAUUCCCCCCAUUAGAAGAAUCCGUGUGGACGACUGACUGCGGUUGGGGUUGUACUUUGAGAACUGGUCAGAUGUUGCUGGCACAAGGAUUACUCCUUCAUUUCCUAGGAAGAGGUUGGUUGACAUUAGUAGGCUUUUUUUUUUUUUUUUUUUUAUAGAUUUUUAACUUGACACAUUCCCACACAUGCUCCAUUCCAUAUAGAAGUCAGAUAGUGUACCAUCCACUGAAUUCUCUGCACAUCCCUGGGUUUAGUGAGAAACUACCACUAUUACCAACCGCAAACAUUAUCCCAAACUGAGCUGGACAAUUUGAUAGAGAAAUCUUGCAGUUUUUACAUCGCAGCGACCAAACUGGAUUAUAAAUAAAAAGAGCAGACCACCACCAUGGUUACUGGUACUGCUUAGAGCAGUGAUGGGUGACUUGCUUAGAACCAUGGGAUAUGUAGUUUAAUUUUUAAGGAAGAGGGUUGAGAUGGGACACAAAGGUAAAUAUUGGAUUGAUUGAAAUGGAAGGAAUAUCGAAUGGUUUUGCAUUUCACAAGAAUUUGAUGUAGACAUCCCUGUUCAGACAGCUUGCACCCAAAGGUUUAAAGCAGGGGUCCUCAAACUGUGACCUUCUAGAUGUUGCUGAACUACAACUCCCAUGAUUCUGUGAAUUACAUAGAUAGCCAGAUAAUCAUGGGAGUUGUAGUUCAGCAACAUCUGGAGGGCCACAGUUUUUGGACCUCUGGUUUAAAGGAACACUCACAUCCCUUUAACCACUUCUGCUCAUUGAAGUUAUAGGGGAAGCAGUGUCCAGGCUUUGCCUUGCCUUCAAGGGUUAAGCUGUUAUGCAAGUCUGGGCACCUUAUGGGAAAAAAGAGCCCAGGUUCUCCUGUCCCUAUACAAAAUCAAUAUGAUACCGCACUUCACUUAUAUUUGCAAAAAAUAUUUUUAUUGCCACAAAAGAUCAGGUUAGAAGAUAUGAAAAACAAAUUAUAGAAAAUAUAUAAGCACAAAAUGCUGACCAGCAACUCCUGUCCCUGUCCCUAUAAUGUCUUUAAUGAGCUAAAUUUAAAUUCUGAGAUAAUAGGUGUAUGAUUCUGGAAGGUGAAGCAGUCGUAUAUUUACAUUCUGUAACCUAUAAUCUACUAUUUUGAACUUUUUUGUCACACUGUUUUCUUGUAUGCUAUUUCAGACUGGAUCUGGCCAAACUCCGUGGACUUUGUCAAUGCUGACCCUUUCUCUUUGUUUUCAAAUACGUCUCAGAGACUUGCUGCUCCUUUCGAAACCUCUUUGCCUGAAACUAGAGACACUAUCUCAUCUUGCAAGCCAUUAACAAACAAGAAUGUUAAUGUAGAUACUACUGAGUUCUAUCACAGGAAAAUAGUCUCAUGGUUUGCCGACUGCCCAGCGGCGUAUUUUGGUAUCCAUAAAUUAGUUCAACUUGGUAAGAAUUCCGGUAAAGUGGCUGGAGACUGGUAUGGACCAGCGGUGGUCUCUCAUCUCCUGAGGCAAGUGUUCUAACUAUUAGGGCUAUCUAUACUUCACUUCGCAUAUGACAAUUCAUCUUUAAGUAGGUAUGGAAUCUGUAUAGUAUGCUAGUGAAAUUACCAAGAUUGUGAGAAUGUAUGAUCUAUUUAACUGAACAUUGCAUAGCCCAUCAGCUCGAGGACAAUGCACACCAGCAGAGUUUAUUCACCUCAGUCAGAACUCAAGGUGAAUUGAAAGUAAAUUUCAAAUUUAAGAUCAAAAUAGCCGAACUGGAAACAUUCUCUAAGUUCUCUGCUUUCAGUUUGGCUACUCUAAUGUUCUUUUUAAAUUGGCAGCAGGUCAUUCAUGAAAGGUGACCUUUAAUGGGUUCGCCAUUGACAUUUCUCAUAUUGCAUUUUAUAAUUAAUAUAAAUUUAUAUUAAAAUGUUUCACCAUUUCAAGUAUUUAUCAAUUUCAACCGAACUGCCAAGGAGCUUAAAUGCAAAUGAAUAAGCAGGUGCAUGUUUAACCUAUCACGCAUGAAUUCUCUUCUAAAACAAACUAUACUUGGAGAACUUAAAACUGUGUCCUUGCUGGAUACAUUUAAAGGAAUACCCCAACCACCAUAACUACUACAGCUGGCUGUAGCGAUGUGGUAAUAGUGCCAGGAGUUUGCUGGCACCAUCCAGAAUAAGUAGUCAAAUUGUGUUUAGUACAGUUUGUCCAGGUGAUUAGAGACUCGUGAUUAAUGUGCUCUUUGUUUUGUUCCCUGUGUGGUCACGAUUAUAAUAUUCCGAGUUCUGUAAGUUCCUUGUUCCACUAACUGUCCCAAAAUUUCUGAAACCUGAAUUUUAGUCAACUUUUAUUCAGCCUCAAACACAUAUUACUAAUAGGUUCCUCAAUCACAAUUCACAGUGGCUUCCAACUGUCAGCGACGUUCCAGGGGGCUUGUCUAGCCGUUCUUAAAGCUGCAGUACACUGUGUAUUGAUACGACUGUAACAUGUACUUUUAAAAUAAAACCUACAGUAAUCUCAACAUGUCUUAAUUAAGCCAAUUUAAUCUGGCCAAGCAGUUUGGAAAGUCUCUAGAUAUUGAAUUGUGGAAGAUAAAAAAACAUUUGUUUACACACUUCCGGUGCGGCAACACAGGUCUGAAAACCACCAUCAUAUGAGCGCCCAUCCUUCUGUCCACAAAUUAUCUCUGCAUUCCCGUUGCUUGGUGUCAGUCAUUUUGCAUAGCGACAAGGUGCAAAUCUAUUUCACCAGUGCAUUGUACAGCGCUAUGGAAUCUGAUGGCACUAUGUAAAUAAUAAAUUAAUGAAAAUAAUAAUUAUAGUAUUUGAGACCUUGUCAUCCAUAUGUUUUGUGUAUUAUAGCACCUUUUAAAAUUUUCUCAUUACUUAUAGAUUUCGGUGUUUAUAUCUUAGUCAUAAUUUUUGUGACUGUGGCAUUUUUGAGACCCUUUAUUCCACACAAGUGUCAUGGCGAAUUCUAUUGCAGUAUUUAGAUGUACUGUUGACACAAACCCUUAACUUUUAUUAAACAUUGUUACAUGCCUCUUUAUUUGACUUGGUGUUUUAUCUUUUUAUACACAUUUAUAUAUAAUAUAUUUUGUGUGCCUCUAAUUGUGUUAUGGAACCUAUUACAUGGUUAACUAGAAGAUGAUGAUUGUAUGUAAUGUUUUAUGGAAUAUAAACUGGGUUUUGCCUGCAUUGCAUCCUGGGUAAGAAAAUCCAUUCCUUUAUAUUUAGGAAAGCCAUUGAAGAAAGCCCUGAUCCUGAGCUGAAAGGAAUUUCAGUUUAUGUUGCUCAAGAUUGCACAAGUAAGUGAACAGCUAGUGUAGUAACAAUAACAGAUGGUCUAUCUUCGAUUGGGGCAAUGUAUACCCGAACACGUUUCUCUUGAUUUACACUAGUUAAAUGCAACAUUUAUCCUAGCAGUUGGCUUACUCCUUGAAUAGAUCACAUGAUCCUCUGCCGCACAGUGCUCCCCAAUCACAUGUCAAUCACAUGCCUUAUUUGGGAAGACCAUUCAUAAUGGUGGGACUGGAGUAUAGAAUGCCUUCUGGUAAAUGAAAUGUACUCUAACGGCAAUGGUUUUGUAGUUUAUACAGGUGAUGUCUGUGACCAACUACAAGGCUUGGACGGCGAUAAAGCCAUUUUAAUACUGGUCCCUGUGCGACUUGGUGGCGAAAGAACAAAUGUUCAAUACUUUGAUUUUGUAAAGGUAGGAAAUGUCUUGGUUACAAUAUAUCACCUUAUUUUAUAUCAUGUAAAAACUCACUGAUGGAAUGUGAUAUGUUUAUUGGUAUAUCCAUACCACGCAACAUUUCAAAUUAACAAAGAGGGGCACUUUACGUUUUGGAGGUUUGAGUGGCAGGGUGGCCAGGGGCAAGGCUGUAAGAACAUUUUUAGGUGACUUACUAGCAACAAUUUAUACAAUUAAAAUGUAUGCCCAAAAUAGGGACUGACCCCCAUAAUAAGGGACACUUGGGAGGUAUGGUUUAUCUGGUUUAUAGAUGUUGUGAUAGUGAGUUUUCAGGAAAUUCUAGAUAUAUUGAGGUGUCUUUGACAGUCUUGUAACUAGUUUGGCUAUUUGUGUCCUUGUCCUAGCUUGGAAUAUGGCUAUAUUUUUGUAGUAAUUUGCUUUUAUUUGUCAUAUACUAAUGAUUACACAGCUCUGUUUACUCUUCUGUCUUCCAUCUUAAAGUGAUACACCUUCUUAGCUGAGGCUGGGUUAUUAGUUUAUCUCCCAACUGUAUAGGGUCAAUCUAAACCCGUGUCCCAUUUCUGUGUCACUCUACACCGCUCUGCUUGGCUUACUGAGGAUUUUCCUUUUAACCUGCACGUUUGUUUGACAUGCUUCACUGUAUAUUGAUUAAACUGCAGCAAAAACAGAGACACUUAUUCUGGGAAAACAUCAUAUUUUUAAAUGUUUCACUUGGCUUUUUUUUAGUCAGAGUAUCGUUCUAACCCAGCAAAGUCUUUAUAUAGGUUUAUACUUUCCUCUGUAUGGCUAACCCUGACAUUUCACCUUCAAUUUUGCACCAGUAAACAUUUUUUUUCUCUUUAAAAAAAAAAUAUUUUCUUGCUCCUGCAAUCCUAAAUAGGUUUUCAGGCAGGUCAAGGAUUUUCAAAAUUACUUUUGGCAAAAGCUUCUGUCUUUAACUGCACUGAGAUCCUUAAAAAUGCUUCACUAUUAAAGCUCCUUAUCCCGGUCCGAUCUUAUCCCAUAAAUCCAAAAGAUUUUUAUAUUUUAUUUUUUAAAUUUCACAAUUUGCUUAUUACCACAAAAAUACACACAAAAAACCAAAAGGUUGUUGUAGCAUCACUUACAGUGUGUAAGUGGUAAAUAGCACCUGAUAAAACCGUUCUUUAUUUUGUGUGGUUUCUUCUCCCAUAAAUACCCGUCCAUCAGGGAUUUUUGUGAUGUGUAGUUUAACACCUGGCAUCCGUCUCUCUCAUUACAUAUGAUAAGGAAGGAAGCUAACAGCAGCCAUUUUGUGACUGCUGUCACUUUAAUAGCCCAGUAAACCAUUUUGUAAAAGUCUGAGUGUCACACAUGCAGUUGCUGCUCACUCUAGAAAUACACAAGGCAAAGAAAAGAUGACUUUGCCACAUUUUGCGAAAAUUAGGUGUUUUAUAUAUGACAAUGUGCUUCUGCUACCACAUCCUGACACUACCAUUAGCUGCUGGUUAGGAACUGCUGAUUAAACUGAACAAACAUGCCUAUGACUUCUCGUUGUGAAAACCAGAGAUUAUUCUGGAAGGUUUCGCUCACUCUUCCAUAGACCACUGUUCUGCACUUGCGCAAAAGUUCAAUAGUGACUUCACCAUCUUCCACCAGGAGCUAAAGGAAGUGGUGGCAGCCAGGAGUAAGAGGUUCAGGUAAAUGUCAACCAUUCCCGUCUCCCUUUCAGUGUCCUAGUUUAAGCAGACAUGUCAGAAACUGCAAAUGGGAAAAAUGUUGCUUUAAAACUUUAUUUGUAUCAUGUUAACAAUUUGUUUAUUUUCUCUUGAGAAAUAUUGUGUAUAUAUAGUUUAGAUCUGGUAUGUUAAAACUGCAGCUUCCGAAAUUUUCUGGUCAUCAUAUAGCAGAACAAUAUAGAUUAUCUGGAUGCCCUGUUUAAAGAAAACCUGCUUCAGAACAGAAUGUGUAUAGAUUCAGAAUGACUGACUAGCUUUUUAUCCUUUUUACAGAGAUCUACUACUGAUAUUAUUUUUUCCCACCCUCUUCUAUUUCCCAAUUUAGGGUAUCCUAAGCCUCGAGUGUUCUGUUGGAAUUAUUGGUGGCAAACCCAAGCAAUCCUAUUACUUUGUAGGUUUUCAAGGUUGGUGAUUUAAUAAAAUUCAACUUUCUAACUCAAUUUGAAGUCACAUCCCCCGCUUCAUCUACAAAGCAAGUGAAUUUGUAAAUGACCGUUUGGGAGCUGAAUAAUUACAAUGGCAAAAAAGUCCUCUAUUAAUUCAUCAGGGUCCACAAAACUCUAGUCGUUUGUCAUUUAGCGCGCAUAGUAAUUGGUUUCUGUAAAACGCAUGUUUAAUUUCUCACACUGCAUAAACAAGGCAUAUUUUACCUACCGUCUAAUGAAACUUUAAGAGCUUCCACUGCUCUCAUUUAGCAGAUUGUUACAUAUUUACAUUUGAGCAGUUUAAAGUGGGGUACGUUGAUGUUAACAUGACAUAUAAUCUGUCCACCUUGUCAGUAUCCUGUAACUUUGUGCAUUUGUCAUCGCCCAAAUGGCAGAAUAUAAUUGUGUGUUUGUAAGAGUAAUUUCAUCACCAAAAAUUAAAUGACAGUCUCAUCACUUUAUAAAAAAAAUCUGCUUAUACAAGCAUAUUUGAUUAUGCAAAAGUUAAUCUGUCCUGUAAAAUCUCUGCAUCAGUCAAGCAUUCUCUGGCAUUAUCCUUUUGUCUGAUUUUCUUUUUUUCUCGCCGCUCUGCAUAGAGAUUAGAUUGUAAGCAUUGUAAUAAUAGAGUAUUUUUUGAAUUGCUUGUCUUCUGUUUUGUCCUUGUAGAUGACAGUUUGAUUUACAUGGAUCCUCAUUACUGCCAAUCUUUUGUAGAUGUCAGCAUAACAGAUUUCCCUCUCGAGGUAAUGUGGCUGCAGUUUUUGAGCUCAGUUUUGCUUGUCUGAUUUAUACACUAAUUAGAAGUUGAAAUUCUACAAAAGAUCUCAUCACCUUUCUGUAGCUAGGACCAGUUGCGGAGUUGAAUAGAUCGUGAAAUAUGUUUCGGAAAGAAAAGUGGAAUUAUCUGAUUUGUAUUCUCAAUUUAUGACACUGUCUUCAUCCUAUCACCAUUAAACAAUUGUGUGACCAAUGUUUAAAUUCUAGCUAAAGAGAAAACGUAGGAAGGGUUAAAGAAAUAGAGCUUUUUUAAUUCUUGGUAUUGGUACUAAAAAUUGUUGAAACUUUAGAAUGCAAAAUCUAUAAAUUUUAAUUUCAAUUAAACAUUUGAAUGUCUGUCUGCAUAAAAAAAAAAAUUCCCUACACAAACAAGGUUAGUGCCCUUCCCCAAAAAAUGGCUUAAUCAAAACAAUAUCAAAUAAAAAAUAAACAAAACUGAUACUUGUUUUGACAAUACCUUAAAAAGUGAGAGCAAAAAAACCCCACACAAACCAAAUACUCAGGCAAAAGCUGCAACAUGUACAACACAUAAACUAAACUGUUAACAUUAUAUACCAGUGUGAAACAAAAGGCAAAAGUGGCUAAAAAAUGUAAAUGCAUACUUAUUGAGAAUUAUCCGAGAUCACAAGAUCAAUCAGAUAUACCUUGAAUCAUCAUUGUAUCCCACAAAUUACUCUUCAGAUGUCAAUUUUUUUUGAACAGUUUCCUUGGGCUAUAAAGAGCCCAAUAUAAUCUUGCCACGGACAGGGGGGCUGCCUUAACAGAUAGUGGUUUGAAAUGCUACAUCUUUGAUUGCAUUGUUGAGUGCGAACUUUGCCAUAUGGUCCCUAAAGCCGUGCCUAGGUGGACUAUUUCCAUCGGUUUUAUUGCUGCUUUUGUAAGUACCUUAAAAGAACAUUCAAAGCACCAUAACCACUACAGCCUACAGGAGUACCCUGUUGUCAUCCCAGUGUAAUCUAACAAACCGUUUUAACAUGGUUAGAUGUUUCCUUUGAUUUCCACUAGUUAACUGCAUGAUAGCCUGUUUUAGAACUGGAGAAGCCAUAUGUCCUUUUUGUAACGUUUAGGAAUGAAGAGAGCUUGGAUAACCCUCUCUGGCAAUGAGUAAAUGCCUACAUCUGCAUCUGGCACCUCAGAGCCACCUUAAAAAAGUCACUAUCUCUGGGCCACGUUACAUCUACCUAUGUCUGUUUCUAGGCCUAUGCAUAAAAUGUUGAAGUUAUUUAGAAAGAAAAGUUGAAUGGCAGCAUUCAACCAAUAGAACGUCUACGCUCGAUUAGAACUGCACCACAGUGGUUCUUUAUAAAUGUCUCUAAGUUUGUAAAUGUAGUAAUCUAAAGCUUGCUUAAACAAUGUCCACCUUCAAUCAGAUCUCCAACACCCCCCUGGUCCCCAAAACACAUACACACAUUCAUAAUUUAUUUUGCAUAAACCACUGCUACAGAUAAUGGUCAAUAAAGCUAAAAGCUCAGUGUUUUAUGCAAUACGAGAAUAUGCACCAUCAUUAAACUUUGAAACGCUGACUCGAACAGCCAUAGAGAAAUUCUUUGACAAAGAUAAAUGGACCCCAGUGGAACAAUGUACAUUUUACUGAAGCUCAUAGUCUACGCAGAUAGAUUUGCAAAUCUAAUUAGGUAAAAUCACACACAUUAUCACGUUUAAACAUUGCUUUCUAGUCAAGAUUACAGAGGGUUAGGGAUUUUAAAGUCAUUCUUUUUUUAAUGUGUUUAAACAAUGUUGUGAAAUGAGAAUAGGGCAAAACAUUUGUUGCUUGUACAAAGAGAGCCUUUUUAAAAGCUUUUUGUAUUUCGGCAGCACCUUUACAACAUUGAUACGGACAAAGUGGGGUUGUUUUUCAAAAUGGGUUCUUACCAAUUAGGGCAAAGACAUCAAUCUUGGUACAUGGGGACUAAUUUAAAACUACGUUGUCUCUUGAUAGCAAUCAAAACAAUUAAUUUAUUAUGAUGGUAUUUAUUUUAGAAUUUUUCUGGAAAAAAAUAAAUACUUGGAAACCUGAUUUAUGCGCAUGGUUUUGCCAAGUAGCAAAUAGUUUGUAUAAAAUCAACAUUCUUUUGUCUAACGUUCUAUUGGGCACUGCCAUUUUCCUGGUAUUAAUGUUUUUUUUCAUGUAUUCACUGGUUCCUCUCUGUUCUAGUGAGUUGUAUCAACUUAGAUUAGGCCACAUUGAUUAAACAAUUUAAUAUGGAUUCAUCUUGGGAGGAUGUUUGGGAGGGGGUCGGGGAGGUUUGAGAUGGAAAUCAUUGGAGAAGUUAAUAUCUUAUGAAAUGUGUGAGCUUUUUCAAAGGUCAUUUUGUGAUGAUUAUUUAAGAAGUAGCAGAUUUUAGUUAGAAUAUGCAUUAUACACAUCACAUUUUGGAUUGAAUAAAAUAUUUUGUCCUCAGUCAUUCCAUUGCCCUUCCCCGAAGAAGAUGUCUUUUAAGAAGAUGGAUCCAAGUUGCACAAUCGGAUUUUAUUGCAGGAACACCAAGGACUUCGAGAAAGUCACAGAAGAACUUGCAAAGGUAUUUCCCCACUGAAUGCAGUUCUGCUAAUCACAUGUUUGGCCUACCACGUCCCCUUCUGCUAGGGACAUGUAUAUAGACAUAGUGCUGACCGUUGUAAGCUAUCAUUUUUAACCCCUUAAGGACACAUGAUGGAAAUAUUCCGUCAUGAUUCCCUUUUAUUCCAGAAGUUGUGUCCUUAAGGGGUUAAACAAUAUUUAACCUCUAGUUUGUUUUCUGGUUUGUUCAUAGAGGGUAUAUAUAUCCCUGGAAGUCCACACCAUACGCCCCUCGUGUCUUGAGACUGAGCCCCAAUCCUUGAUGCAUUCUCUCUAGAUGAACCUUGCAUUUAUAGGGCUUGAAUAGGUAUAAUUUACAAAUCUGACAGAGACCAUUAUGGACUCUGCUAUGACUGUUAAAGUAACACUAUAUAGUCACGUAAAUUACUUUAGCUAAAUGAAGCAGUUUUAGUGUAUAGAUCAUUCCCCUGCAAUUUCAUUGCUCAAUUCACUGUCAUUUAGGAGUUAAAUCACUUUGUUUCUGUUUAUGCAGCCCUAGCCACCUCUCCUCGCUAUGAUUGACAGAGCCUGCAUGAAAAAAUAAACUGGUUUCACUUUCAAACAGAUGCAAUUUACCUUAAAUAAUUGUAUCUCAAUUUCUAAAUUUAACUUUAAUCACAUACAGGAGGCUCUUGCAGGGUCCAGCAAGCUAUUAACAUAGCAGGGGAUAAGAAAAUCAUAAUUAAACAGAACGUGCAAUAAAGAAAGCCUAAAUAGGGCUCUCUUUACAGGAAGUGUUUAUGGAAGGCUGUGCAAGUCACAUGCAGGAAGGUGUGACUAGGGUUCAUAAACAAAGGGAUUUAACUCCUAAAUGGCAGCUGAUUGAGCAGUGAUGCUGCAAGGGCAUGUUCUAUACACCAAAACUGCUUCAUUAAGAUAAAGAUGUUCAGGUGACUAUAGUGUCCCUUUAAUGUGGAAGUUAACUCUAUAUUAGCCCAUCUAACUUUGGAUGGCAGUAGGAAGUUAAGUGUUUGGUCUGGUGAUUGCCACCCAAAAGUAAUGUUAACAUUUAAUGUCCCUCCGUCAUGCCACAUAGAAUAUUUGAGCUAAAUACUUGCUUUAUUGGAUGGCUUGAGAGCAAUAAUGCAUAAUUAGAUGGUGCAUAAAAGAUACAGAUUAUUAGAGUAAACCAAAGACAUCUGGUUAAGGCUAGUUAUAUGUAAUUAAAUGGCACUUGUGCGACUCUCAUAAAGUAUAAAUAUGGCUCACCUCUGCAGGACGUCCGAGUGAUCAACUUAUAUAAUGCUGUGUCCUCUGCAGAGAAACGACCUACAUUCAGUACCAUAUGGGUUAAAAUAAAUUUGACAUGCUUAAUCAGACUUGCAUACAAAGUGAAAUAUUAAAAAUAAUGGUACAGCCCAUCAGGUUUGUGCAAAAAGAUGUGACUGUUCCACUUUUUUUUUUUUUAUAAUUCUUUAUUUUUGGUGUGCAGGUGGUCACAAUAGAUGGACUGACAGACGCCACAACAGCGUAUUUCAAGUUGCAUACAAGUUAGACAGUGGCAUGAUAAUUUGCACAAUUUUUAUAUUUAACAUGCUUAACUAGACAGUUAUUUUGUCCGAGUAGGGUUAGGUGAAAUAAAAUAAAACAGAAACGCAAAUACAGAUAUUGGAUGCUUAACAUUGCUAGUUCACCAAUGCUAUAGUAGUUGUAGUAUGGGCACAUUUUAAAUCAGGGCUGUAUCUGGUUAUGUAAUACUGUAUAGAUUCACUGAAAACCUAAAUAUAACUCACUAAUCUUUUGAACGAAAAUGCUAGGUCAACGCUUAUAAUAAAUGAUAGCAGCAGUAGAUAACAUCAUCAUAGGAAGUGUCAGUGGGUGAGCGAAACAAUGAGGUGUAGUAAACAUGCUAUGGUGACUGACUUAGUUGUCGGCUCCACCAAAUGUGACAGCAAGUGUGAGUAUGCGUGUUGACAUAUACUUAAGCUGUUGCUACGCUUUUCAGUUCACGACUCUAGAGAACUAUAGCAUGGUCAGGUGAGGUCUGUUAGUUAUAUCAUAGUGUGUAAGCCACCAAAGCUGCAGCUACAAGUGGGUUGUAAUCAGUGUGUUAUAUGUGUGCAUCAGUAGCUUGAUGUGUGUGUUGCGAGCCUUUCCUUUAGUGAACAUGCAGGCUUGGUGUGGUCUAUUAUAGUAAGGUUGAAAGCACAGCAGGGCAAUACAUGAAAAUACAGUAAAUGUAUAUAGUAGAGGGUGCUUGUCUGCACAAAGGGUCUUUCUCAUGGGGCCCCUUGUGAUAGGCGUGGGAGUCCGGUUGGCGUUUGCCUGUGAGUAUAACUGGUGCCUCACAUGUGGUUAGUCCAGGUGUCCGUCAGCCAAUGCCUUUCAGGGGCAUGUUAGAGUCCCACGCGGCGCAGCCGGUCAGCCUGCCCAAUUUCUUGAGUCCCAGCGAUGAAGUGCCUGGCUGGUAUGUCAGCCGUUGGAGAGCUUCCAGCUUGUCGUUUUGUGUUGCCGUCUGACUGUGGGUCCCCCAGCCUGAUUCAUGGUUGCGUCUCUGCUUGGAACGGUACAGGCGGGCCCUCUGCCCAGAAGAGUGGUGGGAGGCUGGCCAGGCUGUGGGCUGUAUAGCGGUGGUACCUGGAGGGGUGAGUACCCAUUGUGCUUGUGUUCCAUCAGUUACUGCGGGUGUUCCACUGGUUCGUGGCUUGGGUUUGAGUGGCUGUGCUUUGUGAGCUGCUCUCAGCCGGUGUGCUGGGUAUUUCCCGCCUCGCGGCCAUUUUGGGCUCUUCAUCCGUGCCAGGAUUGCAGGUGUCCAUCGACUGUUUAGUCGCUUGUUUGGUGGCGCCGGUGAAGGUGAGUGCUUGUUUGGAUGCUGUUGAGCCUGGAACUGCAGCCUCUCUUCCAGUUUACUCCAGAAUGUUGUGAAGGCUCUGUCCAGUCUGACCUCUAUGUCCGCCCAUAUUGCUGUAGUGUCUAUGUUCCUCGUGGCGUCCGCCAUGUUGGCUGUGUUGGCAGACGUGCUCUUAGUUAUAGCCCCGCUGUUCCUCGUGCGGUGUGGGUCAGAGUAGUUCCCCAGGGUUAGACCGGGAUUACCCCCAUCGGUCCGGGGGGGGGUUGCAGGGUACCUGCUCUACAUGAUGUGCCGCUUAGGGCUGGGAGGUCGGCCAUCUCUCCCGCCUGGUGGUCAGCGGGCCGCAUGGCUCCACGUGUGCCGCUCGUUGACUUCGGUGCAGCUUCUGUCCUCGGUAGUUUCUUGUUGCUCCGUGCUAAGGUAGGUGAGGCUUUAGCUGGGUUUUGUCUCGGGUUAAUUUUGGCUAAAAGGCUCUUUUUCAGCAAUGAUAGUGAGGAGCUCAUGCAAGAUGCGUCUUUGCUGCUUGACAGUCAGGCCCCGCCCCCCCAUAUACCGUGACUGUUCCACUUUAAUAUGUUAUGCGCAAUAUUAUUUUUGUUAAAAUAAUAUAGCACCAAUUAGUAAAUUACUACUACCAACUAACACGUUUUGUAGAAGUAAUGUACUAAUUGGUGUUGGUUAAAAUUUCCUAAAAAUAAAAAAAAUAACAAUCUCAUGUUAAUGCAGAUUUAACCUUGAUGUGCAUAAUAUUUUAUAAUUUACAUUUAUUGAUUAUUUUUUUGUGUGUGCAUCUUUCUUUUCUUAAAGUACAUAUAUAUGAGUUUUGUAGCUUUAUAGCAGUGUAAAACUUUUAAACUGCAAUCUUUGCUAAUUCCAGAAGGUGGCGCUCUUGAAAUAGCAAAAGUCUAAUAACAUAUUUGGUGUAAUGUUUUUAGAAGGUACAGAGCUCAACAGAUUAAUUUACUUAGAUUAGCACCAUAUAAAAAUAUAGACUGCUUUUGAUUCUGUAUCUAAUACAACCAUUUAUUUAGGAAGCAAUAUUUAAAUCUAAAUAUACAUAUACUUUUUAGAACCUCCCAAUUUAAAUUAGUUUGAAAUCUGUUUUCCAAUCAGUUUGUUUACCCCGGUAGUAUUGGCUUGUGAUUGGCUACUGCAGGUGUAUCCCACAUUCUAAAUUAAACAAAAAAAAUGUAGACAACGGUUUCUGUAAUCAGACAAUCCUAAUAUACCCUGCACUACCUUUGAAGACGCUAGUUUUCAUUGUGUUGGAAACUUUCUUGCCAGAUGAGUGUCACAAUACUUUUUGAUUUAACUUGUCAAUAAAAAGUAACUUUUUUAACUUGACUGAAAGCUCCUUCUCAUAGGACAUUUUCCUUAUGCUGGGCGCUCUACUUUAUUAUUAUUUUGAUAUUACAAAGGUCAAGUACUGGGUAAAAAGAUUACAUCAGUCGGAUUCCACCUGUUAUGUACAAGCUUCUUGUAAUUCCUCUCACUUCUGCUCUUUAUUAACCAAUCAUUCAUUUAAUGGCAUCCAGCUCACCCCCCUUCCAGUCAAUAUAAACAUCUGUAUGACAUGCCGUACUCCAAUAAUUGGGCUUGGUUAAAUUUAGUUUCUAAACUUUAAACACAGCUCUGGUUGCGUUGCCCAAGGGUUCAGAACACUGGGUGCUGCUGCCCUCAGUCUUUGUGCCAUGAACAGGCAGAUCACUUCUGGACUGGCUAAUGUAUGAGAAAUGAAUAGGCCAAGGAUUAGUUUUAAUAAAACCGGAAGGAACAAUGAAUGAAAUUGCAUUAUGGAAGACACAUGAUCACUUUAAACUCUUGCAACUCCCAAGGGAAUGUUCAUAGAUGUUUAAGACAAAUCAUUUUACAAAAAAAUAAAAGGGUUUUGUGUUUCUAUUUUCAAUCUUUUUCUUUUCUUUUUUUUUUUUCUUUAUUGGAUUCUUGACAUCCAAACAUGGAGUCUUUGUUUUUUUUUGUUUUUUUUUUUAAAGUCAUGACUGGGUAAAAAAACCCACAUUUUGAAGGUUCAGAGUUCAUGAUUUUUGGCUAAGAUAAUCUUGUCUCUGUAGUACCUCCUUUUUCAAUGCUAAAUACUUUGAAGUUCUCCUUUUCAUGGGAUCAGUUUCAUUAAUGUUCAGGCAAAAAAAUCUUGCUUCCUCUUUACAAAAUACUAAGUUCCAGUCAACUUUUUGCCAUUAUGGUUCCAUGAGAGACAUCACACAUCUGGUAAACUGUUUGAAAUUUAAUAUCUUAGAUCGCAUACAGGGUUGUAAACAUAUUGUCUUUGCAUCUAGUGAUCUCUCUCUCUCUCUCUCUCUCUCUCUCUAGGUACUGAAAUCUGCAACCAGGCCAAAUUAUCCUUUAUUUACCUUUGUAAAUGGCCGUGCUCGGGAUUUUGAUCUUGUCUGCUCUCCCGUCUACGAACAAAAUGACCUUUUCACUGACGACGAAAAUAAAAGAUUAAAAAGAUUUAGCACGGAGGAGUUUGUCUUGCUCUAA